Rana temporaria (common frog) is the source of this 3341-nucleotide messenger RNA. RefSeq names its product gastrula zinc finger protein XlCGF8.2DB-like. The record is from RefSeq and is a predicted model, not a curated record. The transcript has 2 exons. Bases 1099 to 2214 code for a protein of 371 amino acids. Lineage: Eukaryota; Metazoa; Chordata; Amphibia; Anura; Ranidae.
GCAAACACGGAAGCGCGAAGCGGAAGUGGGUGUGGUAUUGAGGAAUGUCUUCCCCGGGCGGUCCGGAUCAGAUACCCCAGAGAUACGAGAGGGCGAGAAAAUCAUCAGCUCCAUGAGGAAGAGAGACUCCACCCAUGAGGAAGAGAGACUCCACCCAUGAGGGAUAGAGACUCCACCCAUGAGGAAGAGAGACUCCACCCAUGAGGAAGAGAGACUCCACCCAUAAUACAGAGAGAAACACCACUGCUCCACCCCGCAAAGAUAGGAGAUCAGUGGCUCCACCCAUGAGGGAGAGAGACUCCACCCUUUAGGAAUAAAGACUCCACCCCGGAUAUAGAGAGAAACACCACUGCUCCACCCAUGAGAGAGAGAGACUCCACCCUUGAGGGAUAAAAACUCCAGUCAGGAUAAAAAGGGAAACACCAUUACUUUAACCCUGGAGAGAUAGAAAAUCAGUGGCUCCACCCAUGAGGAAUAGAGACGUCACCCAUCAUACAGCAAGAAACACCACUGCUCUGCUCUUGAGAGAUAGAAAAUCAGUGGCUCCACUCAUCAGGGAGAGAGACUCCACCCAUGAGGAAGACAGUCCCCACCCUUCAGGAAACAAAACUCCACCCAGGAUACAGAGAGAGGCACCACUGCUCCACCCUGGAGAGAGAGAAACUCAAUAGCUCCACCUAUAAGGGAGACAGUCCCCACCCUUGAGGAAUAAAAACUCCACCCAGGAUACAGAGAGAGACAGUACUGCUCAACAGCUCCACUUUUGUAUAAGGGGGAGACUGGGCCCAGGAUACAGAGAAGGGCUCCGAAUCGCCACCCGGAGGGGGGGGGGAGACUCCUCCUCUGUAGAAUAGAAACUCCACCCUGGAGGAAGAGAGACUUCACCCCUGAGGAAGAGACUCCACCUCUGUAGAAUAGAGACUCAGCCCAUGAGGAAUAGACACUCCACCUCAGUAGAUUAGAGUCUGCGAGAAGGGUGAGAGACUCCGCCCAGGAUAAAGAGCGAGACUCUGCUGCUCCUCCCCUAAAUAAAAAAGCAUUCCAGCACUCAGGAAGGAGACGCCGUUGCUCCGCCCAGGAGGAGCGACUCCCCCGGAAAUGACAGCGGCGGGGACAAAGAUGAGCAGUUGUCUAGAGAAGGUCAUCGAGAAGCUGACGGCGUACAAGGAGGGGGCGCUGACGGGGACAUCGGCUGAGAGGAGAUCCGCCUCCACCCAGGAGGGGGAGGGGCCAAAUCCCACCAGGAAUUCACCUCCUAAAGCUAAAGUAGAACCCCGCUCCUGUGAGGAGAGGGACACCUCCGUAGAUCCCACCAUGAUGAACAUUAAGAGGGAGCCAUUCCUGUACGUAGGCGGAGCUCUGGGGUGGGCAGUACACCACCCGCUGCACCCCUCCAUCCAGAUCAAGGAGGAGCACUGGCCCUGUGACAACAGUAACUUCUCGGAGCUCUUCACCCCGGUGGCCUAUACCCAGUACAGGUCCGUCCACAUUAAAGAGGAGCCCCGCGAAGAAGGAGACUUCCUCAACAUGGAGGGGGGCCCGCCUCACCGCUCCGACCUGGAAUCCGCCAGGCGGGAAGAUGGCCGUCCCCUGCAGGGCUCGGUGUUCCCCAUGUCCUACCUCUGCAGCGACAGCGGGAAGGCCUUCUCCCACCGGACCCACUUCCUGUCCCCCCAGCACCCGGGGGGCGAGAAGCCCUUCUGCUGCGCGGAGUGCGGGAGGUGCUUCUCGCAGAGGUCCUACUUCCUGUCCCAUCAGAAGAUCCACUCUGGGGAGCGCCCCUUCCACUGCUUCCAGUGCGCCAAGUCCUUCCGGAUCAAGAGCACCCUCAACAAGCACCUGAGGAGCCACCAGAUGGAGAACCCCUUCACCUGCCCGCUGUGUCACAAGAGCUUCAUGCACCGGGGCCACUUCCUGGCCCACCAGCGGCUCCACGCCGAGGAGGAGAAGUUCUCCUGCCCCCUGUGCGGGAAAUCCUUCAUCCACCACGGGCACUUCAUGGCCCACCAGAGGAGCCAUGCCGAGGAGAGCCGCUUCUCUUGCCCCCACUGCCACAAGUCCUUCAUCCACCGGGGCCACUUCUCCGCCCACCUGAGGGUCCACACCGGGGAGAAGCCCUUCCCCUGCCCCGACUGCGGAAGCAGUUUCAGCACCCACCACAACCUGGUGGUCCACCAGAGGCUCCACGCGGGCUCCUCCAUCUCCUUCCUGUGAGGGGGUCUCAGGAACCGGGCCAACGGGUGCCAAAAAUCAGGACAACCCAUCUAAGAUGCAGGAGGGGCGCAUGGAGGUCUUCUCACUUUGGGUGCCCAAGGACCAUCACUGGCCAAUGGUGACCAUCACUGCCCAACGGUGACCAUCACUGGCCAACGGUGACCAUCACUGCCCAACUGUGAUUAUCACUGCCCAACGGUGACCAUCAAUGCCCAACGGUGACCAUCACUGCCCAACGGUGACCAUCACUGCCCAUCGGUGACCAUCACUGCCCAACCGUGACCAUCACUGCCCAAGGACCAUCACUGCCCAACGGUGACCAUCACUGCCCAACGGUGACCAUCACUGGCCAACGGUGACCAUCACUGGCCAACGGUGUCCAUUACUGGCCAACGGUGUCCAUCACUGCCCAAAGGUGUCCAUCACUGGCCAACGGUGUCCAUUACUGACCAACGGUGACCAUCACUGGCCAACGGUGUCCAUCACUGCCCAAAGGUGUCCAUCACUGCCCAAAGGUGUCCAUCACUGCCCAACGGUGACCAUCACUGCCCAACGGUGUCCAUUACUGACCAACGGUGACCAUCACUGGCCAACGGUGACCAUCACUUCCCAAAGGUGUCCAUCACUGCCCAAAGGUGUCCAUCUCUGGCCAACGGUGACCAUCACUGCCCAACGAUGUCCAUUACUGACCAACGGUGACCAUCACUGGCCAAAGGUGUCCAUCACUGCCCAACGAUGUCCAUUACUGACCAACGGUGACCAUCACUGCCCAAAGGUGUCCAUCACUGCCCAAAGGUGUCCAUCACUGCCCAACGGUGACCAUCACUGCCCAACGGUGACCAUCACUGGCCUGACCAACAGUGACCAUCUCUGGCCAACGGUGACCAUCACUGGCCAAAGGUGUCCAUCACUGGCCAACGGUGACCAUCACUGGCCAAAGGUGUCCAUCACUGGCCAACGGUGAUCAUCACUGCCCAAAGGUGUCCAUCACUAACCAACGGAGACCAUCACUGCCCAACCGUGACUAUCACUGACCUACGGUGACCAUCACUUGCCAACAGUGACCAUCUCUGGCCAACCGUGACCAUCACUGGCCAAAAGUGUCCAUCACUGGCCAGCGGUGACCA